Molecule: messenger RNA, 1332 nt
Organism: Aureobasidium namibiae CBS 147.97
Lineage: Eukaryota; Fungi; Ascomycota; Dothideomycetes; Dothideales; Saccotheciaceae
Exons: 4
Coding region: 1-1332 (443 amino acids)
Biological process (GO): regulation of DNA-templated transcription
Molecular function (GO): zinc ion binding; DNA-binding transcription factor activity, RNA polymerase II-specific
Source: RefSeq, a predicted model, not a curated record
AUGGUCUGUGUACCAAGGUCGAAAGGCUGCGCAGCCUGUCUCUCUAAGCAUGUCAAGUGCGAUGAGGUCCGGCCGGAGUGUACACGAUGUCAAAAGUCCGGACGUCGUUGCCCAGGCUAUCACAAGGAGAUUAUUCUCAAACACUACGAUGCCGAUGGAUCGAGGACAAACAGUUUCAAGUCAAGUCUUGAGCAGAAAGAUCACAUGGUACGACGGAGUAGCACGAAUUGUUCCAAGGGCUCGAAAUCUCUCAUUACAGAUAAGCUGUUCUCCACGUCACCAAGCGUUGUGAGCAUAUUUACAAAUCAGGUCGUGUCGACAAUGAUAGUCGCCAUAUCACCAGAGUGGCAAGUCCUUCUCCCGUCACAGCGCUACACUAGAAUAUGGCUCCAAGAGGUUAUCACACGGGCAGAAAGCGAUACCUUACUGCGGUCCUCGGCUCGAGCACUCUCAUUACUAUGUCUCGGCAUCACUACAGGCGCACAGGAUGUAAUGAUUGUAGCGCAAUCCAACUAUACAUCUGCACUGAAGAAAAUGCAGAGCGUGAUCUCACGUGGCAAUCAAGCCUUUGCGAAUAUUCAGAGCGCAGCAAUGCUGCUAGCUUUUUACGAGCUUCUUCGUCCCUCUUCUCGUCAGGCAUGGAUACAGCAUGCGGGCGGAGUCGCUAGUAUCAUGAAGAUUCGAGGUCCCGCCGUGUACACCAAAGGCUUUGACAAGAUCUGUUAUAUGGCAAUGCGGAAUUACUUGGUUAGCGAUGCCAUCAUCUCGGGGACUGCAUGCUUUCUGGCAGAGGCCGACUGGAUUUUACAAGACGAGCAGGCCCAAGAGCCGCCAGAGAUGAUGUUCAGAUGCCACGUCAAGCUUCCUGGACUUUUGCACGACAUCAGGAAUAAGACCGCUGAUCAGUCUUCCCCUCAAAAGCUGCACACCAAAGCACUAGCUCUCCGUGAACAGAUGGUUUGCUGUUUUCAUACCUGGGUGUUGUCUAAAGGAUCACUUGAUGCAUUUCCGCCGAGCUGUGUGAAUAGCGGAUCUUUGUAUGGAUAUGCUUACAAGUUCUCCGAGCUGCAAAGUUUGAUCUUGUAUUGCUCACACUACGCAAGUUUGAUCGUCAUCAACAAUAUCAUCAUGGAGUCUUGGGAAGGAUACCGGUUGAGGUUUAUGGACGAAUGCAACAAAGCAGCCGCAGAAAUCGCUGCUUGCGUGGAUCAGGCACAGUCUUCUCUGCUGACGAAUUUGAGUCUGAAGUUUUGGCUGCAAGCCGCCGCACAUGGCUGUGCCCCUUCGGAUGCCUCAUGGUUCAUGAACACAAUUCAACGACUCAGUCACUAG